AUGUCGAGCCUGGUACCCACCGCGUAUUACGCCUGGGUUCUGGGUCGCACCUUAAACGCAGGACGCCUGCUUCUUCAUGGCGUAUUGCGGAGUGUGCUGACAAUGACGGCGCUGGCGCUGUGCAUUGUCCUAACGGCCAUUGAGCCGCUGGGAUUUUUUAGCACAUUUGCCCUGAUGCAGUUGAGCUUCUUAGACACAUUAAUGGCCGGAAGUGCAGAAGAGUAUAUUGCGCAUCACCUGACAAACCUGACCUAUGGCCAGUUGCCUGACGGUUCCUGGGGUUUUGCGCAAACGGCUGAAGAAGUCGCGGGCAUGGGUUUCUGGUCCCUGAACGUGGACUCCAUGGCAUGGGCAAUUGGUUUAGGCCUGGUGUUUUCUUUUCUGUUCCGACGUGCCGCUGUCAUAGCAACGUCUGGUGUGCCCGGUGGAUUGCAGAACUUUGUUGAGAUGAUUAUUGAGUUCAUCGAAGAAACCACCGACAGUGUUUUCCAGCAUAAAAACGAUUUAAUUGCCCCGCUUGCACUGACCAUCUUUGUGUGGGUGUUUCUGAUGAACCUGAUGGACCUGAUACCGGUGGACUGGAUUCCAUCACUGGCCUCUGCUCUGGGUGCGCCUUAUUUCAAGAUUGUGCCCACCACAGACCCCAACAUCACCAUGGCGAUGGCGCUCACUGUGUUCGGCAUGAUUAUUUACUACAGCAUUAAGUGCAAAGGUGGCAUUGGCUUCCUGAAAGAACUGAUGUUUCACCCUUUUCCACCUUUUAUGUUUCCCAUCAACUUUAUCCUGGAAGGUGUCACGCUUAUCGCCAAGCCUUUGUCAUUAGGGCUGCGGCUGUUUGGCAACAUGUACGCGGGUGAGAUGAUCUUUAUUCUGAUUGCGUUGAUGUUUGGCGCGGGUAUUGGAUUCUUCAUCUUUGGUGGCGUGCUGCAAUGGGUGUGGGCUGUGUUCCACAUUCUGGUCAUCUCAUUACAGGCAUUUAUUUUUGCGGUACUCACGGUUGUGUACCUUGCUCAAGCCCACGACGUGGAUGAGCACUAG
Molecule: messenger RNA, 1038 nt
Organism: Symbiodinium pilosum
Lineage: Eukaryota; Dinophyceae; Suessiales; Symbiodiniaceae
Source: the annotation of a GenBank genome assembly